CAAAAAGGUCCUCCUGUUUUUAGAAAUUGUACCCGUAGUAAAACAUCUGGGCCGAAGCCAGUGGAGCGACGCCCGUACGCCGCACCCGCCCUAGGCCGAGCUCCCGAGCACGCCGCAGCCUCGACCUCGCGAUCCGCCGGCGACCGGAUCCUCGCCGGAGAUGAGUGCCGUCGUGCCCUGCUCCCUCUCCUCUUCCUCUGUCUCCUCUCACCUCGCUCAUCACCCGAUCUCUCUGUCCCCAGGAAGAAUAGGAGCAUGCCAUGGCCUCAGAUCCGCGCCGCCGUCGUCGUAGAACGUCGUCCGCCACCGGUUCUCGGACCACAAUUACCGGAUCAAUUUGCCCCGUCUCCGAUCUACCUCGUCAUCGGGCAUGCACAGAGACGGCUAUGGCCAUCCGAUUCCCGAGCGCCGCCGGCCAAGGUGGCCGCCCGUGGCCGCCUGAUGCACGAGCACCGCCGGCCAAGGACCCGCCUGCGUCCAGAACCCCUCCACGCAUCAUGUUUUCUAUGGUUUUGUUUUCCCCGCCUCCAUCUCUUCCAUGACAAGCAGCACAAUUUUCUUUGUUUGUAAAUUAAGCAGUCUGGUAGACUUGGAAAGAAUGGAAUUACAGAUUUCAAAAGGAGGAACAGGGUAUAUACAUCGGCAUAAGAUUUGGAAAGGAGGAACAGGGCGCCGGAGACAGAGGGAUCCGGUGCAGACUUGAUGCCCUCGACCGAACCCCCUACUCAAUUGCUUCUCGUGCUCGAGUUUGACACAGGCGCCAUCGCAGCUAGGGACGCUGAUGUGGGCGGCACCGCCGUGUUCAUGGAGGCCGCCAACACAUGGGCCGUGGACACAUCGUAGUGUUCCUUCCAGGGCUCCAGACGUGGAUGGGCGUGGAUUUCUUCCAGGCGAUCGUCGAAGAGCUUGCUCCAAGAGCUCUAGGCGCUGCGAGAUACUCCCAAUUGUGCGCCCGAUUAUUCAAGGAAGUGACAGCCACUGGAAGCACGGAUCGACAAAUUAGACAGUAGACCCAGGCCAUGGAUCGGUUGAUUCAACACCGAAGGAAUAGGCAAUAGGUUAUAAAAACGAGCUGGGGGAUUUUUACUGGCCUGAAUCUUAAACAUGGCCGCCCUGCUGAUGGACUCAAGCUCCAGGUUUGCUCGCCUAACACGUCUUGACAAAAUUUCUAGCAUGAUGGAUAAUGAAUUCAUUCUGUGAUGCCACAUAGAUAUGCAAACUCAUAGUCCUGCAUGCAUGCACGUACCACUUCCUAAUGGCAUGAUGCAGUCUUUCUACUGAUACAUACACUAGCCGAUUGACGAGCGCGCACAUUAGUAAGUUCUGCUACUAGCCUAAUCAAGAGCCUUUUAUAUAGCCUUGCAGAUAAAAAAAUGAAUUGUACUAUGAGCAUCUGACAACUACGAUCAAUUUCCCGGUUAUACUUCCUGAAAUAGAAGUGGCCAACCAAAUGAAAGGAUGGAUGAUUUCCUUUAUGUGAGAUUAUAUAGAUUAUCUUACUUGAUCCGCAAUGUUUCUUUGGAAUUUUUUUAUGGAAGACACAUGAUACAUAGUUUGCUGGAUAGGUGUAAGAUAAAUAUUUUAGUUAUAGGAGGAUAUUUUCAAAUGAGUAAUAAUAGUAUUACUGCCAUCUGCUUGGUCUGCUGUGCUUUUGUUAGAGCUUUCAUAUUUCAACACAAAAACAACAAUACAAGUUGGCAUCAGAAUGGCACAAACAUCAAGCUCAAAGGAAAUGUUGUUAGUACAAUCAGUCAGGACUAACAUAGCUAGCUUGAGAUCUAGCUACAGGAGGAACCACACAUAUUGAAGUCUUAGGUCAGAAACAACAUACUAGAGUACACACAGCCACCAAGGAGCAGGCUGGUCCGUACGGAUAUCUGUGGCAGCACAACUAAACAUAGAUGAUAGGUUUGGAGCAUCAAACACAUGUUGCAAACCUUAAGCUGGAAGUACUUAACAAAGUUGUGUUGAUUUUUUUUUGCGGUUUACCUAGCUAGAGCGAUGUUUAAUUGAUAAACCAAUCCGUGAGAGAACGCUUCAUAUCUAAAUCUUAGUGGGUUAACCACUGCUCAACUGAGUGAGUACUUCAGAUUUAGCUUCUAAUUAAUAAUGGAGUUGCAGUCACAUCAACUCAGUUAAAGUAGAGCUGCAUAAAUACUCCCAUUUCAUUUGGUCGAGUAGAAUGAUCAUAUAUUUGUUAACACCGCAAGUCACUACGAUUGGUAUUUGGUUUUAAGUGUUUCACUUGGCCAAGUGUUUUAUUUAUUUAUGUAACAUGCUAUUCUAUGGGUCUACAAUAGCUCAUGUAUAUAGGAACAUCAUGCUGUCAGUUGGGAGUCGUCAAGGAUUUAGUUUCUUGGAUGAUCUAUUAUGUUCUUGCUUAUCAUGUACUCAGUGAUCUAAAAGGUCUUAUUAUUUUACACAGGGAGUAUGUUUGUAGAUAGCCGUCAAUUUCAAUGUUUCGUUUAUUUACUCUUUGAGUGUGAAGAAGACAAGCUUGCAAAGUAGCUUUUUACAUGAAUAAUGUGACAAAUAUUUACAUCUUAUAACUGCAAAUAUUAUUAUUUGUUUAGUCCAUCACUGAGCAAAUGUUUGGGACUUGGGAGUUGGAAAUUAUUCGGCUACACAUGAUCUAGGCAAAGAAAGAUUCACACAUACUACAACCAACGGAGCUCCUUCACUCUUUGUGCAACUAGAGUGGUAUCAAUAAUACCACAAAAGUAGACAUUUUUUGAAUUAUUCUUUAGUAUUCAUAUCAUGUUAAUAGCUCUUUGCUCUGUUCUUGACUGGAAAUCCUUGCUCCUUGCCUCCUGUCAAUUGUAAAAAAAGGUAAUUUAUCAGAGUCUUACGGUCUUUUAGUAUGUUCUGAGCCUCUGAGGUUCCUCAGUUUCACCUCUGAACGUGAUAUUAGUACGCUCAGUUUCAGUUUUGCAGUUUGAUUUGCUUGCUUGUGUAUAUGUGCAUGUAUACACAGAGAGAGGGAGAGAUAAUUCUAUUUUAGCAGUCAUAUUUUUAUGAAAAAUUUACUCCCCUCCACUCCAUUUUUGAUUGCUUGAAACCAAUUGCAAAUUGGGAGCAGCAUAGCAAAUGUGAAAAAGUUCAGAGCAGGUGCAUGUUUUUAGAUGGGUUUAAUUGGAUAAAUGCCAUUCCAAUUCUGGUGAUUCAGAAAAAUGCCACUCCAAUUUGCAAACUUCGAAAAAUGCCACUCCAAUUCUCGGAUACAUCUGUCGAUGCCACUCCUGCCUUUUGAGCUGGUUUUUUAAGAAAAAACGCUGACGUAUACGCCCUGUAUUUUCCGUCGGACGGAAAUGCCCCUGCAUCCAUCUGGUUAACACGCACCGGUCCAGCCCCGUGCCUAUCGUCUUCCUCGCAUUCCUCUCUUCAUUCCCCUCCUUUCUCCCAAGAACCCUAGCCGCCGCCGCCCUGCUCCCCUGCAUCCCGAGCCUCCGCCCUGCUGCUCCACAUCCGUCAACCGCGCCCUACUGCUCCACAUCCCGGUGCCGCCGUCCUGCUGCUUCUCCCCCCGUCGGGCAGGAGCCCCAGCCGACGCCUUGCUGUUGAGCGCCCCACCACCAGCAAGCGAGCAUGGCGGUGGCCAUGCUGGAGGCCACUUGAAUCGCGCAUCCUCGAGUGCCACUGCCGAAGAUUCGAAGUAACCCUGCAACAAUGUCAUCCCCGGCCCCGAAUUCUCAGUACAGUGGCAGCAAUGCUUUUAAUUUACAAAUUGUUGUGGAGGCCUUUUUCUGUACAAGUCCUGAUGGUAGGAAGAUUUAUGUGAAGGGGAGGAAUUUGCUAUGGACUGUAGUCGUAGAAAAGUUCAGCGUUGAUGCAUUAACACGCCAGCUAGCUUUAGAGUUGAACAUUGGCACUAAUCAAUUGGUGUCAGUUUCAUAUUUUGACAAAGUGUUGGGUGAAAAUGUCAGGCUGUUGCAUGAUGAGCAGCACUACUUGAUGUUUGAUAUGUAUGCAGCUGAGCUGAAAGUGCCACUUAGUGUGGUAGUGGUGGAUGUAAUUGGAUCUAGUGUAUUCAAUGGUGGAUCAAAAAUUGCAGAUUUUGUUCCUAUUAGUGUUGUGCCUAAUGAUGAUCCAUUGGUCAUGGGCACUCAAAAUUAUGAAAUAUAAUCCAGCCGAAUGAUGCACAAGCAUACCUCCAGACCGACACUACUAAUUGUCCAACAACGCCAACUCAGCCUGCACCGCCUCCUAUAGUUGAGAGUGUCACAUCAGAGGUUGGAAGUACAAGCCAGCCUAAUGUGCCACAUGCUGACCAACAACAAGAACUUCAAAAUCCUUCCACUGAUCCAUUUGAUAACGAGGAGGAGUAUGUUGGAGUUGAUGAUGAACAUCUAGUAGGUGUUAGCAUUCCUGAACCUGCCGUAAUGCAAGCACUGGCUACAACACCUGAUGAGAAAGCUGAGGAUGAGGAGGCCGAAGAUGAUAUGGAUAUCUCUGAUGUUAAGCAUCUUAUCCAGCAGGAGGAAGAGGUUACUGACAUGCCUAUUCAGUACAAUGUGGCCACUGAUCCUUAUAAUGCUGACAUUAAAGUGGGGGCUCUUUUUCCUGACAUUGUAACCUUUAGAAAAGCAAUAAGACAUCAUGCUGUGGUAAAAGACUUUGAGCUAGCUAAAGUAAGGACUGAUUCUACUAGAUUCAUGGCUAAUUGCUCAUAUCCUAGUUGCCCUUGGCGCAUUCACGCAUCGAGGUUGCGUGAUCAACAAGUUGUCAUGAUAAAGAAGAUUCCCUCUGAGCACAAUUGCCCUACUACAAAGCUUGUAGACAGCAGAAUGGCAACACAAGGUUGGGUUGCAGAGAAGCUUGUUGAUUGGGUGAAGAAAAACCCAGGAGAGGGAGCAAAGGCAGCGAAAACUAAGUUGGAGGGUGACUUCAACUUCAAGCUGAAGUAUUCCAAAGCUUGGGCAGGUAUGAAGAUAGCUCUGGAACAAAUGCAUGGUAAAUAUGAGGAUAGUUUUCAAUUGUUGUUCAAUUGGAAAGCAGAGAUAGAGAAGAGAUGCCCUGGUAGUAUUGUUGAGAUUGAUUUGGUCAAGGAAAAAGAUAAGUACUAUUUCAAUAGAGUCUUUGUAGCUUUCAAACCCUGCAUAGAUGGUUUCUUAGCUGGAUGUCGACCAUACAUAGGAGUAGAUGCAACUGCACUGAACGGCAAAUAUGUUGGUCAAUUAGCAUCAGCGACCGGAGUUGAUGGACACAACUGGUUGUAUUAUGUAGCAUAUGCCGUAUUUGAUUCAGAAACUACAGAAAACUGGGUAUGGUUUAUGCAGCAGCUGCGCAGGGCUGUAGGAUGUCCACCAGGGCUAGUAAUUUCCAGUGAUGCUUGCAAGGGACUAGAAAAUGCAGUUGACAAAGUAUUCCCCGAGUGCGAAUAUAGGGAGUGUAUGCGCCAUUUAUACCAAAAUUUUAUGAAAAAAUUCCAUGGUAAAGUGUACACUGACCAUUUGUACCCAGCUGCUAGGGGAUUCACAGAGCACAAGUUCAGAUGGCAUAUGCAAAAGAUAUUUGAGGCUGAUCCAAGUGCUAUCGAGUACCUUGAGAAACACCACAAUAGGAUUUGGUAUAGGUGUGCCUUUGGUGUGGAUAGCAAGGUUGAUUAUCUCACUAACAACAUUUCUGAAAGUUUUAACAAGCAGAUCAAAGACUUGAAAGGGCUAAAUUUGUGUGAGCUACUAGAUAGGAUUAGAGAGCUAAUAAUGGUGAAGUUCAAUGUGAGGAGGCAUGUUGGUAGGUAUUUGGCCGGCAUAAUCUUGCCCGAGGUUCUCAAGAGGCUCAAUGCACUCAGUAAAACAAUUGGGCCCCAUAAAGUGGCGUGGAAUACCGAACAUGAGGCAGAGAUUACACUAUAUGAUGUGAAAGCAUAUGACCAGAGGCACACUGUUGAUCUAAAACAGAGAACAUGCUCAUGUCGGAAAUUUCAAGUUUCUGGGCAGCCUUGCAUUCAUGCAUUGACUUUCAUUUGUUCAAUGAGGGGCGCAAAGAUUGAGUCCUUUGUUGAUGAGUAUUACAGCGUGGCAAAAUUUCGAGCUGCUUAUGCUGGGGCACUGCCAACCAUGACUGAUAGGACACAAUGGGAGCAAGUUGACCUUGGAUUCCUUGUUUACCCACCUAUACAAGAGAAAAGGCCACCUGGAAGGCCCAGGGUUCAAAGAAUUAGAGGAUUUCUUGAAGACCCAGGAAGAAAAGUGGUUAAAUGCAAAAAAUGUGGUCGAAAUGGCCACUUUGCAAAAACUUGCAAUCUCCCUCCUUUAGUUAUUGCAGAACCACCACCAAUGGAGCACACUCCUACUAAAAGAAAGAGAGAUGCUACUGCAGCCGAGGAGGAAGUUGUGGAAGAUGACGAACCUAUAGCAAAUUAUAAAAGGCAGAAGACUCCGGUCAAGAAGAAGACGCCGGCUAAAAAGACGACACCGGUCAAGGAGAAGAUGACGCCGGUCAAGGAGAAGACGACGCCGAUCAAGAAGAAGACGCCAGCUAAAAAGACGACACCGGUCAAGAAGACGCCGGUCAAGGAGAAGACGACACCGGUCAAGAAGAAGACACCGGUCAAGAAGAAAAAGACGCCGGUCAAGAAGAAGACUCCAGUCAAGGGGAAAGGCAAGCAAAGUGAAGGUACUGGAAAGGAGAAAACUGCAGGGAAGAAGAGCAAAAAACUGCAGUUUGUUACACCAUCUACCAGUGAUGCUGUUCUCAAGCCAACUCUAGGAACCAAGAAAAAUCUGCUUUAUUGGCUUGGGGGAUGAAUUUGCUUGAACUGGACCAUGUAUGUGUGUGUGAUGCGCAAACUGGAGCUGGAACUUGUAUGCGUGUGAUGCUCAAACUAGAGGUUGAACUUGUGUGUGUGUGUGUGUGUGAUGCUCAAACUAGAGCCUGAUGGCCAAACUAGAGCCUGAUGUGUGUUGCUUAAACUGGAGCUUAGCUAUUUUGGUUCAUCUAUUGUUGAUGCUCAAACCGGAGCUUUAAGACUA
Molecule: messenger RNA, 6974 nt
Organism: Triticum urartu
Lineage: Eukaryota; Viridiplantae; Streptophyta; Magnoliopsida; Poales; Poaceae
Molecular function (GO): nucleic acid binding; zinc ion binding
Source: RefSeq, a predicted model, not a curated record